Messenger RNA from Anguilla anguilla (European eel), 5597 nucleotides. Its product is annotated as disco-interacting protein 2 homolog B-A-like. The transcript has 39 exons. The record is from RefSeq and is a predicted model, not a curated record. NCBI's taxonomy places the organism in Eukaryota, Metazoa, Chordata, Actinopteri, Anguilliformes, Anguillidae. The coding region runs from base 223 to 4980 and encodes 1585 amino acids.
GGGACUUAGCUGGGUUAGCUUGCUCGCGCUUGGGAAGCGAUAUCAUGUGACAGAUUCCACACGGUGAAAUUCCCCAGUAUGGCGGAGCCAGAGAAAUGCACUGAUGGCUUGUAACCCGAUUUUCAGUUCAGGUCUUGUCUCACUAAUAUCAGUUUUUGGAAUAGUUUAAAGUCCAAUCUGUUUUAACGGUUAGAAUCGUUACUCUUUAUAUUUCCUACAAUUAUGGCGGACCGAGGCAUGGAUCUAUCGUCUCUACCUAAAGAGGUCAGGGACCAGUUGGCUGAGUUGGAUUUGGAGCUAUCCGAAGGUGACAUCACUCAGAAGGGAUAUGAGAAGAAAAGAGGGAAGCUGCUGGCUCCAUUCAUCCCUCAGAAUCGCAGUGUGGAUCCUGCCCUACAGAGUGACCAUCGAGGCUCCGGUCCCAGUUCCGCUCCCACCUCGGCUCCGCCUCCCUCCUCCUCCUCCUCCUCCAAUCGCAACCAUCGCUCCCACCGGUCCCACCGCAGCGGGGGCGCCCGGGAUGACCGCUACCGAUCCGAUAUCCACACUGAGGCUGUGCAGGCAGCUCUGGCUCUGCACAAAGCACAGAAGAUGGCUCUGCCCAUGCCCACCAAGCGGCGGUCUACCAAAGCCCAAUCAGCAAUCACCUCCACCCCUCCCGACACCUCCUCAGCCUCGGAGGACGAGGGCUCCCUGCGGAGGCGGGCGUCGCUGAACGCAGUGCUGUCCCAGAACAUGCAGGGCCCAGACUGCUGGAUCAACCGCGCCGUGCAGCCCUCCUCCACCUCCUCCUCCGCCUCCUCCACCCUGUCGCACGGAGAGGGCCGAGUCCAGCCCGCCGUGCUCGCCGACGUGCUCGCCAACACCCGCAUCGGCUCGUCGGAGAACGCCAGCGUGCCUCCGGACGUGACCUCGACGGCGGCGCAGGAGCGGGGCGUCCGGGUCGACCUGCCCCCCACCCCACCCGUCCGCGGCGUCAGCCGGGUCCCGAACCGCUCCAGCCUCAUGGAGACCGCCGACGGUGUCCCCGUAAACAGCAGGGUCUCCACCAAGAUCCAGCAGCUGCUCAAUACCCUCAAACGCCCCAAGAGGCCGCCACUGAGCGAGUUUUUUGUGGACGACGCCGAAGAGAUUGUGGAGGUACCCCAGCCUGACCCCAACACCCCAAAGCCCGAGGGCCGCCAGAUCGUCCCGGUGAAGGGGGAGCCCCUGGGCGUGGUGAGCAACUGGCCCCCGGCUCUCCAGGCGGCCCUUGCCCGCUGGGGGGCCACGCAAGCCAAGAGCCCCGCCCUCACGGCCCUGGACAUCACCGGCAAGACCCUGUACACGCUGACCUACGGAAAACUGUGGACCCGCAGUGUGAAGUUAGCAUACACCCUCCUCAACAGACUGGGAACCAAAAACGAGCAGGUGCUGAAGGCUGGAGAUCGGGUGGCCCUGGUCUAUCCCAACAGUGACCCUGGGAUGUUCUGGGUGGCCUUUUAUGGCUGCCUGCUCGCCGAGGUCAUCCCCGUGCCCAUAGAGGUGCCCCUGUCUCGCAAAGAUGCAGGAAGUCAGCAGAUUGGUUUCCUGCUUGGUAGCUGUGGAGUGGGCCUGGCCUUGACCAGUGAAGUCUGUUUGAAAGGACUGCCCAAGACCCCCAACGGAGAAAUACUUCAGUUCAAAGGUUGGCCACGGCUAAAGUGGGUGGUGACCGACUCAAAGUACCUGACAAAGCCCUCCAAGGACUGGCAGCCCCACAUACCGACCGCCAACACUGACCCUGCCUACAUUGAGUACAAAGCCAGCAAGGAGGGCACGGUGAUGGGCGUGGCCGUGUCAAAGAUCGCCAUGCUGACGCACUGCCAGGCUCUGACGCAGGCGUGCAACUACUGUGAAGGAGAAACUAUGGUCAAUGUGCUGGACUUUAAGAAAGACAUGGGAUUGUGGCACGGCGUGCUCACGAGCGUUAUGAACCGCAUCCACACCGUCAGCGUCCCCUACGCCGUGAUGAAGGCCUGCCCACUCUCCUGGGUCCAGAGAGUUCACACCCACAAAGCUCGGGUGGCUCUGGUUAAGUGCCGGGACCUUCACUGGGCCAUGAUGGCUCACAGGGACCAGCGGGACACCAACCUGUCGUCUCUGCGCAUGCUGAUCGUGGCGGACGGUGCCAACCCCUGGUCGGUGUCCUCCUGCGACGCCUUCCUGAACGUCUUCCUGGUUCACGGGCUGAAGCCUGAGGUCAUCUGCCCCUGCGCCACGUCCCCCGAGGCCAUGACCGUGGCCAUCCGCAGGCCAGGGGUUCCUGGGGCGCCCCUCCCUGCCCGGGCCAUCCUGUCCAUGGGGGGGCUGAGCCACGGAGUGAUCCGCGUCAACACGGAGGACAAGAACUCCGCGCUGACCGUGCAGGACGUGGGACACAUAAUGCCCGGAGCCCUCAUGUGCAUUGUGAAGCCAGACGGUCCGCCCCAGCUGUGUAAAACGGAUGAGAUCGGAGAGAUUCUGGUGAACUCUCGCGCUGGAGGGACCAUGUACUACGGCCUGUCAGGGGUCACCAAAAACACGUUUGAGGUGAUUCCCGUGAACUCCAGUGGUACCCCGAUAGGAGAGAUUCCCUUCGUACGGUCCGGCCUCCUGGGUUUCGUGGGGCCGGGCAGCCUGGUGUUCGUGGUGGGCCGGCUGGAGGGCCUGCUGAUGGUGAGCGGCCGGAGGCACAAUGCGGACGACCUGGUGGCCACGGCGCUGGCCGUGGAGCCGAUGAAGACCGUGUACCGCGGGAGGAUCGCGGUCUUCUCUGUGACGGUGUUCUACGAUGAGAGGAUCGUGAUCGUGGCGGAGCAGAGGCCGGAUGCCAGUGAAGAAGACAGCUUCCAGUGGAUGAGCCGAGUUCUGCAGGCCAUAGACAGCAUCCACCAAGUGGGUCUGUACUGUCUGGCUCUGGUUCCUGCCAACACCCUCCCCAAAACACCACUUGGCGGCAUCCACGUCUCUGAAACCAAGCAGCACUUCCUGGACGGCCACCUGCACCCCUGCAACAUUCUGAUGUGCCCCCACACCUGUGUGACCAACCUUCCCAAACCGCGACAAAAACAGCCAGUGGGGGUGGGGCCAGCCUCCAUCAUGGUCGGUAACCUGGUGGCGGGAAAGAGAAUUGCACAGGCAGCCGGGCGGGAGCUGGGCCUGAUUGAUGACCAGGAGCUGGUCCGGAAGCUCUGUCUGUGGCCCACCAUGAUGCACCAGUACCUGGCCGAGGCCUUGCAGUGGAGAGCCAGCUCAGACCCAGACCACGUCCUGUUUGUGCUUCUCAAUGCGAAGGGCGUGGCCGUGAGCACUGCCUCCUGUGUGCAGCUGCACAAGCGGGCGGAGAAGAUCGCCUCUGCCCUGAUGGAGAAGGGCAGCAUCAACACCGGAGACAACGUGGUGCUUCUGUACCCUCCUGGUAUUGAUCUGAUCGCCUCCUUCUACGGGUGCCUCUACGCCGGCUGCGUCCCUGCCACCGUUCGACCCCCCCACCCGCAAAACCUGGCAGCCACCCUGCCCACUGUCCGCAUGAUCAUCGACGUGAGCAAAGCAGCCUGUAUUCUCACCACUCAGGCCCUGGUGAGGAUCCUCAGGUCAAAGGAAGCAGCGGCCUCAGUCAACAUAAAGACCUGGCCCACCAUCAUAGACACAGAUGACCUCCCAAGAAGACGUCCCCCUCAGCUCUACAAGCCGCCCACCGCUGAGAUGUUGGCCUACCUGGACUUCAGCGUGUCCACCACAGGGAUGCUGACCGGUGUUAAGGUGUCCCACGCGGCCGUCAGCGCCCUCUGCCGCUCCAUCAAGCUGCAGUGCGAGCUGUACUCCACCCGCCAAGUCGCCAUCUGCCUGGACCCCUACUGCGGCCUGGGCUUCGUCAUGUGGUGCCUCUGCAGUGUGUACUCAGGGCACCAGUCCAUCCUGAUCCCUCCUUUGGAGCUGGAGAGUGCCCUGCCUCUGUGGCUGAGCACGCUCAGUCAGUACCGCAUCAGAGACACCUUCUGCUCCUACUCUGUGAUGGAGCUCUGCACCAAGGGCCUGGGCACCCAAACCGAAACGCUGAAGGCUCGGGGUCUGAAUCUGACCUGUGUGCGCAGCUGUGUGGUGAUCGCAGAGGAGCGCCCCCGUCUGGCGCUCACGCAGUCCUUCUCCAAACUCUUCAAAGACCUGGGCCUGUCCCCCCGGGCCGUCAGCACCGCCUUCGGGUCCCGGGUCAACCUGGCCAUCGGCCUGCAGGGCACCGCUGGGCCGGAUCCUUCCAUCGUCUACGUGGACAUGAAGUCGCUCCGCCAUGACAGGGUGCGCCUGGUGGAGCGGGGAGCCCCCCAGAGUCUUCCCCUCAUGGAGUCCGGCACAAUCCUCCCUGGAGUGCGAGUGAUCAUUGUGAACCCAGAGACUCGGGGCCCACUUGGGGACUCCCAUCUCGGGGAGAUCUGGGUGAACAGCCCCCACAGCGCCAGCGGCUACUACACCAUCUACGGGGAGGAGAGCCUGCAGGCCGACCACUUCAACACCAAGCUGAGCUUCGGCGACCCCCACACCCUGUGGGCCCGGACCGGCUACCUGGGCUUCGUCAAGCGGACCGAGCUGCUGGACGCCAGCGGAGAUCGCCAUGACGCCCUGUUUGUGGUGGGCUCCCUGGACGAGACUCUGGAGCUGAGAGGGCUGCGCUACCACCCCAUCGACAUCGAGACGUCGGUGUCCCGCGCACACCGCAGCAUCGGGGAGAGCGCUGUCUUCACCUGGACCAACCUGCUGGUGGUGGUGUCCGAGCUGUGCGGGUCGGAGCAGGACGCCCUGGACCUGGUGCCCCUGGUGACCAACGUGGUCCUGGAGGAGCACCACCUCAUCGUGGGCGUGGUGGUGGUGGUGGACCCCGGGGUGAUCCCCAUCAACUCCAGGGGGGAGAAGCAGAGGAUGCACCUGAGAGACUCCUUCCUGGCCGAUCAGCUGGACCCUAUUUACGUGGCGUACAACAUGUGAGGGCCGCGGGACACGCCUCGCCCGGCGGUGUGUUCAGGCCACGCGGUGGGAGGGGGCUGAAUUUUGGGAGGCUUAACGACAGCGGCCCCUUCUUCGCCAGUGUGUGCGGAGCGGAGACGUAGGACCGGCUUUUUGCUAAACUUGCACGUAAAAACUCAAAGUUCUUCCACCAGCCUCUCAGUCCAUCGGUGGAUGGUCGUAAAGGGGCAGACACCUCCCACGCUGCUCGUGUCCAGUGUCUGGCCCCUCCCCCGUCUCCUCCCCCUCCCCUUAGCAUUCCUCUUUCCUGCUUUCUUUGCACCUGUGGAUUAGCCACACCCCAAGGCAUGCGCUCUUCCAUGAUUUUGAUCAUCUGCCUGUUUGAGUGAGAUUUACCCACUGCAAAGGGGAGGGGGAAGAGGGCAGCGGGAGUGAGAUUUACCCGCUGUGGAGGGGAGGGGGAAGAGGGCAGCGGGAGUGAGAUUUACCCACUGUGGAGGGGAGGGGGAAGGGGGCAGCAGGAGUGAGAUUUACCCGCUGCGGAGGGGAGGGGGAAGAGGGCAGUGGGAGUGAGAUUUACCCGCUGCAGAGGGGAGGGAGAAGAGGGCAGUGGGAGUGAGAUUUACCCACUGUGGAGG